CCUAUCAGAGCUCACACAUAACUCAGAGUCUACAGGGAAGAGGAGGAGCUCAGGGACUCAGUCUACAACAGCACAUGUGUCCACCACUGACUCUCAUACACCAGAAAAUGCUAUUAUGCAAAAUGUUUUUCAGAUAAAUAUCAAGCAUUACUGAUGUCUUCUUGGAAAGCUCUUUGUAUCCUGAAUACAAGAUUUUCUACCCAGAAAGGAAGAAAUGCUUCUGAAAUUUAUUAAGCAAACAGUUUUCUUCUUCAUGACUGUGUUUGGCACUCUCGGAAACAUUUCUGUUUCUGUUAAUUAUAUGUGCAGCUGGGUGAGAGGCACUGAGAAGAAAGCCAUACACCUUAUUGUCAUCCACUUGGCUUUUGCAAACAGCAUAAUCCUUCUUGCAAAAGGGUUGCCAAAGACAAUAGCAGUUUUUGGUUUAAUAAACUACCUAGAUGACUUAGGAUGUAAGAUCAUUGUUUACUUGGAGAGGGUGGCCCGUGGGGUCUCCAUCUGCACCAGCAGUCUCCUCACUGUGGUCCAGGCCAUCAUCAUCAGUCCCAGAGCAUCUGGGUGGAGGAGGCUCAGACCACAGUCUGCAUGGCACAUCCUUCCAUUCUUUUCUUUCUUUUGGAUACUCAACGCUUUAUUAGCUAUGAACCUAAUCCAUUCCAUCACAAGUACAAGCCUGAAUAUAUCACAGCAUAAGAAUAAAGAUGACUAUUGUUAUUUUAUGCUAGAAAGUAAGAAUACAAAAUGGAUUGUUCUUCCCUUUAUGGUCUUGAGAGAUGCUGUGUUUCAGGGAGCCAUGGGAGGCGCCAGUGGGUACAUCUUAUUUCUUCUCCACAAGCACCACCAGCAUGUCCUCUACCUCCAAAACUCCAAGCUUCUCUACAGAACUCCCCCUGAGCUGAGAGCUGCUCAGAGUGUCCUCCUUCUGAUGCUCUGUUUUGUUUUCUUCUAUUGGACUGACUGUGCUUUUUCUCUUUUUGUAAGUCUCUCUUUAGUGAACAAUUCCUUGAUGGUAAAUUUUCAAGAAUUUAUAACACUUGGUUAUGCAACUUUUAGCCCGCUUGUGUUGGUUCACAGGAAUGGACUUCUGCCUGAGUGUUGGCAUGCUCAGUGGGAGAAAUUGAGAAAAUGUCUCUCUCCUUUAUCUGUUCAAUGAAUGUGAAUUCGCUCUCAGUUUUAUAAUAUCUUAAGGAAGACAAAAAAAAACUCACAAAGCAUUUUAAGCGUGUGUUUAUUCUCGCACAGUCUUGCUAGUAACUCACAGCCUUGAGCUGAGAGAGAGAGAUCUCAGUAAACUACAGUGAUAUGUGAAACUUUAUUCUCCACUUUUCCUCUCUUUUGAAGGGAUUUUUAAAAUUUUCUAUAUUUGUAUUGUGUAUGGAUAAUUUACCUGCAUUAUGUGCUUGUAGCAAUACAUAUCUUGUGCUUGUAAAGGGAUCAAAUGCCCUGUGACUGACUGGAGUUAGAGAGGUUGCUCUGAACUAAAGUGUGGUUGCUAGGAAUUGAACCUGGGUCCUCUAGAAGACAAGCUAGUGCUCUCAACUACUGAGUCAUGUCUGCAGCAUAGAGAUAAUGGUCUUAAUUAUAUUUUAUAAUACUGAUUUUACUAUCACCGUGAUGGGAAACACACAGAUGAAUUUAUGUAAAAGGAGACUGAACAUUGUUUUCCUGGCUGCCCAGAAUGAAUAAUCACACAGAAACUGUAUUAAUUUCAACAGUGUUUCCCUGAAGGCUCAGAUAGAUUUCUAGCUACUCUUACAUCUUAAAUUAACCCAUUUCUAUUAAU
Molecule: messenger RNA, 1783 nt
Organism: Alexandromys fortis (reed vole)
Lineage: Eukaryota; Metazoa; Chordata; Mammalia; Rodentia; Cricetidae
Product: vomeronasal type-1 receptor 4-like
Exons: 1
Coding region: 215-1153 (312 amino acids)
Biological process (GO): G protein-coupled receptor signaling pathway
Cellular component (GO): membrane
Molecular function (GO): pheromone receptor activity
Source: RefSeq, a predicted model, not a curated record